CCAAGAAGACUUCUGUCCUGCCCUUCCCCAGGGUUCCUGGCUCACUGAUUGGGAGUAUUGACCACCUCUGGAGACGACGGCCGUGAGUGGGGGACCUUCUUCUAAACUAAUAGAGAACCCAGGAGAACCAUGAAGCCUAGCACCAGAUGCCUCUCCCUCCUGGGCCUUCUCACCUUCUUCCUGGCCAGGAUGACUCUUGUAGGGUCAAGGAAAAGUGUCACCGAGCUCUGUCAGCUACCACCACUCAAAGGCCAGUGCCCCUCCAUGGAGGAAAGAAUGCCAGUGCUCCGCUAUUACUACUACCCUCCUAAGAAUCGGUGUAUGCCCUUCUUCUACAACGGGUGCGGUGGCAACAGGAACAGGUUCGGAAGCCACGAGAAAUGCUUAGCAACCUGUGGGAUCUCCGGCAUCCCUCCAGUCUGCCAGCUCCCACGGAGAAAGGGCCCCUGCAAAGAGAAACACCAUCAAUACUACUUCAACAUGGCCACUCGCACCUGUGAGCCCUUCAUUUACGGUGGCUGCGGAGGUUCCAAGAACAGGUUCCAGACUAAAGAGGAAUGUCAGAUGACCUGCUUUCCCGUGGGAGCUGAGGAAGCUAGUGAGUAGGAGCAGAAGACUGUCCUCCUGGAGCCAGGAAUGCCAGCCACCUGGCAAUGGGGAGAUCACAUGCUGUUCCUUUCCUGACCAUCCUUCCCAGGAUCCGGAUCUCCAGCCUGUCCUCAUCCACUCUAGAGUCUGUGGUUUGUCCAGUUUACUGGGUGAAUAAAACAGUUAAAGCAA
This is a messenger RNA of Ornithorhynchus anatinus (platypus), 780 nucleotides long. RefSeq names its product tissue factor pathway inhibitor. The record is from RefSeq and is a predicted model, not a curated record. Gene Ontology annotation, molecular function: serine-type endopeptidase inhibitor activity. NCBI's taxonomy places the organism in Eukaryota, Metazoa, Chordata, Mammalia, Monotremata, Ornithorhynchidae. The coding region runs from base 130 to 606 and encodes 158 amino acids. The transcript has 5 exons.